AUGCCCCACCCAUUAUCUAAAGAUCUAUUGUACAAAGAUGGCAGUAAAGUGACCACAGUAUUAGCAACUCCUGGCCAGGGUCCAGACCGGCCCCAAGAGAUUGGUUAUGCUGAUACAAAAGUCAUUGGAAAUGGCUCCUUUGGAGUGGUUUAUCAGGCCAAGCUAAUUGAUACGGGUGAACUGGUAGCUAUCAAGAAAGUUUUACAGGAUAAAAGGUUCAAAAAUCGUGAAUUACAGAUUAUGCGAAAGUUGGAACAUCAGAACAUAGUUAAACUGAAAUACUUUUUCUAUUCCUCAGGUGAAAAGAAAGAUGAAGUAUUCCUGAAUUUAGUACUGGAAUAUGUGCCUGAGACUGUGUAUAGAGUAGCUAGGCAUUAUUGCAAGUCCAAACAGACAAUACCUACCUUAUAUAUUAAGCUUUACAUGUAUCAAUUAUUCCGGAGUUUAGCAUACAUCCAUUCCCAAGGAGUAUGCCACAGGGACAUAAAACCACAGAAUCUUUUACUUGACCCAGAAACUGGCAUUCUUAAAUUAUGUGAUUUUGGAAGCGCAAAAGUAUUAGUCCGAGGAGAACCAAAUGUAUCCUACAUUUGUUCAAGAUAUUACCGAGCCCCAGAACUAAUUUUUGGUGCUACAGAUUACACAUGUCAAAUAGAUGUCUGGUCUGCUGGUUGUGUACUGGCUGAAUUAUUGCUAGGACAGCCCAUCUUUCCAGGCGACAGUGGCGUUGAUCAGUUGGUGGAGAUAAUCAAAGUUUUGGGAACACCUACGAGAGAACAAAUCAGGGAAAUGAACCCAAAUUACACAGAAUUCAAAUUUCCACAGAUCAAACCACAUCCUUGGCCAAAGAUUAUUCUAAAUAUGGUCCUUCCCUAUAACUUUGUCAGUGUUGGUCAAAUUCUCCACCACCACCAUUAA
Molecule: messenger RNA, 918 nt
Organism: Acanthosepion pharaonis
Lineage: Eukaryota; Metazoa; Mollusca; Cephalopoda; Sepiida; Sepiidae
Source: the annotation of a GenBank genome assembly